AUGAAUCGAUCUUCAAGUCUGGCAACUUUUCAAGAAAAUCAACAGAGAAAUCAUGCAAAAACAAUCGCAUUGAAUGGUUUAUCAAUAAGAAGAACAACCAGUCUAAAAACUGAUCAGAUUAUUCAAUCAAGAAAGAGGAUUGUUGCGAAACCGGCUCAAAAACCAAUUCACAAUGGUGAUACAAAUCGAAAAGUUCUGUUGAAUCGAGUAAGAAGUCUUUUGAUUCGAAAUGAAAAUGUGAAUGGAAAUAUAAAUGGAAAUGGUAUAAAACGUGGAUUGGCAAGAAGUUUCAGCUUGAAAAGUUUUCGAAGAAAGUCUAUUUCAAGGUGA
Messenger RNA from Caenorhabditis angaria, 330 nucleotides. Lineage: Eukaryota; Metazoa; Nematoda; Chromadorea; Rhabditida; Rhabditidae. The record is from the annotation of a GenBank genome assembly.